CUGCUGAGUUGUCAACUUUCGAUCUGUGCAAAAUUGUCGAACUAAAUUUGUACAUUUUGUCGAUGGUUUACCUAAACAUAAUGUACUGACAUGUCGCAGUUUACAUUAUACGUUUCAAAUUUGCCCGACGGAACGACCCUUGACGAUUUGCUAAUAUAUUUUCAAUCAACGAAGUCUGGUGGCGGCGACGUGAAUGAUGAAUCUUGCAUAUUAAUUAAUGGCAACAAGGCUGUUAUUGUCUUCGACCACAACGAAGAUCUGCAAAAUGUCCUUCAAAGACAGCAUGAAAUUAACGGAUGCAAAAUAGAAGUAUCUGCAAAUCGAGCACGACCAGUCCCCAAGAAACGAGAACGAUUCUCAGCGGCAAAUUUCAACGCAGAAAACAAGAGUGUUGAUAAAGCUCAGCUUGGUGAAGUACGAACCAUUUUCGUUGGUGGGCUCUGCUCUGUUAUAACAGAUGACACGUUGAAAUAUUUCUUUGAAAGCAAAGAGCGAUCAGGAGGAGGAGAAAUUGAAAAAUUUGACAGGCGUAAAGAGGAUGCUGCUUUUAUUACGUUUAAGAACGCCGAAGUUGCAGAAAGAGUUUUACUUCAAAACAAAGUGGAAAUUUCUGGGUACUUAUUACAACUUAAAGCUGAAAUACCAGAGUUAUAUCUUCCAAAAGACAGAAGAAAACUUUUCCUGGAAAACAUCGAUGCAAAAACGACCAAGGAUGGAUUGACAUUUUUUAUGGAAGCAUUUACUGAAGCAUCCGUGAUGGACGUUUGGAUGGGUAAUACUGGCAAAGCUAUUGUUGUAUUUGACAAAGAUUUAGACAAAGACACGGUGCUGAAAACUCAAAAGACAUUAGACGGAGCAGUUUUGAAAAUUUCCUUUCCACCUGUUUGUAACAGCGUUUUGGUGAGUGGCCUUUCCUCAAACACGACAAAAGACACGAUUGAAAUGUAUUUUGAGAGGCAGAGUAACGGUGGCGGGAAGAUCUAUGGUGACAUAAUACAUCAGAAACACAAAAGAAUCGCUGUUGUUUCGUUUUGUGAUCCAGAUGUUCUAGAAAAUUUGAUUUCAAAGACACAUCGCUUGGAUGAUUGUUUGUUGACAUUACGUCAGCAUUAUCAAUUUUUUGAGAAAAUAGAAGAAACUAGCAUUGUAAAGGUGGAGUCUUGCAUUGACGUAGUUCAACAUGUCAUCUUGUUCCACAAGCAAGAAUUUUCUGAUGCAUUUGGCAAAGAAUUGUUUAAAAAUUGGAAGAAAGCGGCGGCGAAAAUCUUCUGUUGCCCGAGGACCUUGCGAAAAGAGUCGAGUCAUAUUUUUGUCGCGUUCGAGACCGAGCUAAAAAAUCUCGUCAUGAAACUCCAAGACAACAACGUCACAGCUAGGUUGGAUCGUGAUGCGUCUUUCGUAAAACUUGUCGCACGUGCUAGUGAAAUUGAGAAAAUUUGCGAGAAAUUUCAGGACGAAACAUCUAAAAUGGAAAAGGAUUUAAAAAUAGUCAAGUCUGAUGGACUUAACGUCUUCAACGAUGACUUGAAAGAUAAAAAAUUGCACGCGAUGGUAUAUCUUAGACAAACGAGGAAAAAUCAAGUCAACAUUCUUUGUGAUGAUGUCAGUCGCGUGGAAGAUGUGAUUUCUUUCAUGGAUGAAAUAAUGUUUGAAAAACAGUUUGAAGUCGAGGAAGACAGCGUCGAUGUUCUAAAAAGUAACAAAUGGAAGAAGUUUUCCGAAAGUUUGGUGACGGAGACAGCUGUGAAAUUGUAUCUCGACAAGUCUAAUCCAUACGUGAUUUCAUUGGUAGGCGAGAAGAAAGUUGUCGAAGAGGUGCAUGACUCGAUCGAGGAAUUUAUGCAAAAUAAUUCAAUUUUGCAGCAAAGUAUUGAAUUGGGGGAAGGUUAUUUGGAAUAUUUAUCAAAGUUUCACGACAAAAAGUUUGAAGAAAUUGAGAGAAAUUGUGGCAAAUUCUCUGUUACCAUUGCAUUGAAAAACCUAAUAUCCAAAGUCAUAAAAGAGGACAUUUGCAUUGAGAAGCCCCGGAUGCAGGAAUACUUUUUGUCCGAUGAAGGAAAAACCUUUAUUCAAGGGAUUGAAGCAAAACGAGCAUGCCUAAUUCGUGUCUCUAAUGACGAAGAUGAUAGCGCAAAUACGGAGGCCCGUAAAAUCACAAAUGAAGGACCAAUGUCAAAGCUGCUUUGUUCUUACAAAAUUAAAGAUGGAAAUGUGUGUUUGAAAGUCAUAACAGACGACAUUACUAGUUAUCGUUGUGAGGUUAUCGUGAAUGCUGCCAACGAAAGCUUGAAGCAUGUCGGUGGUCUCGCGAAAUCCAUUCUUGACGUCGGAGGAAAUGAGAUUCAGGUCGAAUGUGACGAGCAUGUAAAAUCGUGGGGAAAGCUAUUCGAUGGUGAAUGUUUCAAAGGUAAGCCAGGUCACUUGCCGUGUAAAAGGCUCGUUCACGCCGUGGCUCCUCGCUGGGACAGCGCCCAGGCAAAAAGGAAACGGAGAAUCUUGCACGAGACAUGCAAAAACGUGUUGGGAGAAGCUAGUGCAUACAAAUCUGUUGCUUUUCCAGCUCUCGGCAGUGGCAUCUUCGGCAUUCCGAAAGACGUUUGUGCUACAGUCAUGAUAGAAGCAGUUGAGGAAUUUCUUUCGGAAAAUGAGGAGACCUCGUUGAGUGAGAUUUGCUUCAUCAACAACGACGAAGAAAGCACGAAUGCCUUUUUGAAGAAAUUUCGGGAAAAGUUUGCCAAUAAAGUGAACUUCUUUGACAACGAGAAAAAGAGCUCUUUCUUCAACGGCUCGCGUAAAAAAGUGUGCGUGCGGACGCAGACAAAAAGAAACAAAAUUGAUAAUAAAAGUUUUAUGGCUGACGAGCCGGUACCUGCCAGAAAAAUUCCGACUGAUUGUAUUGUCACCAAAAAGAAUUUAAAGAUUUCUGUUGUUGUUGGAGAUUUGUCCACUUUUCAGGCGGAUGUUCUUGUCAACACAACCAGCGAAACUUUAAAACUUGAUUCAAACCCGUGUGGUAAAGCAUUGAGUAACGAGGCUGGACCACAACUCCAAGCUGAAUGUGAUAAGAAAGGUGGUGUAAAAGUUGGAGAGGUGGCUGAAACUCUGGGCGGAAAUCUUCUUUGUGACCUCGUAUUUCACGUCGUUUGUGUUCAGUACAACAGUGGGCAAGGAGAACAGGUACUGAAAGACAUAAUCAAGAACUGCUUGCAAAGAACUCACACUCUUGGCAAAAAAUCUAUCGCUUUUCCCGCCAUUGGAACAGGAAUUUUGGGCUUUCCACAUGAAGUCGCCGCUAAAAUUUUCUUUGAAGAAACUAAAGCGUUUGAGAAAACGGUCAGUAAAUGCAACAUUAAAGAAGUAAGUUUUGUUGUCUACAAUCAAGAUGUGAAAUCCAUCCAAGCUUUCAAAGAUGAAUUGAAGAAGCAAGUGGAGUUUGAUGCUGGUGGCAACCCCCCCGUCCAUAAAGUACCAGACAUACCACGAAGGAAAUCUCGUAGAAAGCCAGGUGGGGAAGUGGGCAGUAAUCUUUUCAUUCAAGUUGGAGAUGACAAAACGAUUGAAAUCGUUCAAGGGGACAUAACAAAAGAGACCACGAACGUGAUUGCGCAUCUCAGCAAUCCCGAUCUUUUUAUGGGGAGUAGUGUGGGCACGGCCAUUUUGAAAGCUGGCGGACAACAAAUACAACAAGAGUGUAAAAGCAAACUUAGAUCGCAAAAGCCAUCGAUUGGUGACACCGUCUUCACGUGUGCAGGUAGUCUGGAGGCAAAAUUUAUCGCUCAUAUGAUAACUACGAACACUCCAAACUUCAAAGAUAUAGAAAAAAGCAUCGAGGGAUGCCUUAAUGCGGUUGAUGCGCAAGGUCUCGAAAGCGUCUCUCUUCCUGCAUUUGGGACGGGCAAUUUAAAACAAGAUCCCGAAAAAUCUGCCAAAGCCAUUUUGUACACCGUCAUUCGUUUUCUUGAUUCAAACUCAGACACACUCGCAAACGUACGUAUUUUAUUGCAAGAUGAAGAUUUGUUUUUAGCGUUUAAAACAGUUGCAAAAAGUAUUGAACAAGAAGAAGAACCUGGUAUGCUUAAAAAAUUUGUGAAUUAUUUCUGGAAAUCUUCCACAGAGCACCCAGUUUUGAGUGUCGAAGAAAGAAAACCGGAAAUCAUCAAGAAAAUCUACCUGAUCAUUUAUGGCAUUACUAGAAAUGGGAUCAAGGAUGCAAAGAAAGAAAUCGAAGGCUACAUGGAGAAACAGAAAAAGAAAGAAAAGCUUGAACAUGACAUAAUCGAUAAACUUUCUCCAGAGCAGCUCGAGAAGAUAGAUUUUAUUUGUGAAAUGAAAGAUGUCAAUGCAAAGAUAGAAAAUUGUAAUCGCAUUAUCUUGGUUGGACAUGCUGAUGAUAUUGCAAAAGUAGUUGCCGAUAUCUACAAAUAUUUCCAUAAGAUAACCGAUGAAGAAAAAGAAAAAGAAAAGGAAGUUUUGCGCUCCAACUAUGCCGAGAUAUUGUCUCAAUCAGUGCAAUGGUGCUUUCAAAAUUCUGAUGGCGAAGAGGAAGAUUACGAUAAAAAGACGAACGCCAUCAUCGAAGAUUCGUUUAGCAAAAAAGAAAGUUCUGUUAUGUUUAUGUUAGAUGGUGAAAAGUGCGAAAUUGUAUUCGAUAAGAUGGAAGAAAAGAAUUUGCAAGGCAAUAAGACUUUAAAGGUGACCAGGAAAAAUCUCCAAUCAGAAAGAGGUGAUAUACUACUGCCUGAUUAUUGGGAUCCGCAGCCAGUUGACGCUAAUAACAAGGAAGUAGAAGUUCAUCUGGUAAAGUUGACGCAAAAUGAUCCAAAGCAAAAAGUCGAAUACGAUAAAAUAUCGAGUCAUUUUCAACAAACGGCUAUGCGGCAGAAUAUCAUAGAAAUUCAACGUGUUCAAAAUCCUACACUAUUCAAGCAGUAUUUCCUUAAGAAGAAAAGCUUGGAUGAGAAGAGUGGAAGCAAUGAAAAGUUUUUGUUUCAUGGUACACAUGCUGACAAGGUUAACACCAUCAACAAAUCAGGACUGAACCGCUCUUAUGCUGGAAAUGCAAAUGGAAUUGCAUUUGGGAAAGGUGUAUACUUCGCAAGGGAUGCCGCCAUGUCAGUUGGUUAUGCUAGGGCGAAUGCAUCUGGAAUGAGAUAUAUGUACUACGCGAGAGUAGCCGUUGGUGAAUAUACCUCAGUGGCUCCAGUAUGAUUGUUCCACCUGCAAAAAGCGUAAAUGAGUUUUAUGAUUCCACCGUCAAUGACGUCAAUGCUCCCACAAUUUUUGUUCUGUUUCAUGAUAGUCAGUAUUAUCCUGAAUAUUUGAUCACUUUUCAGUAAAAAAUAUCGCCAAUGUUCUUAACUAAUGCACCAUUCGAAAUUGAAACCAGAGAGUUAAAUGGCGUUAAAAAUUUACACAACUAUAAAGUAUGAAACAAACAAAAUACUCCAUAAAACUA
Molecule: messenger RNA, 5455 nt
Organism: Xenia sp. Carnegie-2017
Lineage: Eukaryota; Metazoa; Cnidaria; Anthozoa; Malacalcyonacea; Xeniidae
Product: protein mono-ADP-ribosyltransferase PARP14-like
Exons: 13
Coding region: 91-5208 (1705 amino acids)
Biological process (GO): negative regulation of gene expression
Cellular component (GO): cytoplasm; nucleus
Molecular function (GO): RNA binding; NAD+ poly-ADP-ribosyltransferase activity; transcription corepressor activity
Source: RefSeq, a predicted model, not a curated record